AUGCGUCCCUCUACCUGGGGCCCCUUCGCCGUGGGGCUUACUGCUGUGGCCUAUGCAGCGACUCCCUCAACACUCGAGGAGCUCUGCACUGUUUCUUAUGUUCAAAAUGCGUUGCCCCCCUCAGAGUUUGUUCAGGGCAUCACAAUUGAUUCGGACUCUGUCACGGCCAGCGUGGUGACUAAUAGCACGGUCAGCAGCAUCGACUACCCUACGGCGACUAUCGAAUACUGCAAUGUUACCCUGGCCUACUCGCACGAUGGCAUCGACGGCGACCGAGUCCUACUCCAAAUCUGGCUACCGGCUCCUAGCACUUUUCAGAACCGGUGGUUGUCUACCGGGGGAGGUGGUUAUGCCAUCAAUUCCGGAACCCGCAUGUUGCCGGAAGGUAUCAUCUACGGCGCGGCCUCUGGACUGACCGACGGUGGCCUUGGGGGCUUCUCGGUCAAUGCGGAUAAAGUUAUGCUGCUUGCCAACGGCACGCUGAACUAUGAGGCGUUAUACAUGUUCGGCUACAAGGCUCAUCGGGAACUUAGCUUGAUUGGCAAGGCCUUCACGCGCAACGUCUACAGCAUGGCCGACAGCCAGAAACUCUACUCCUACUACCACGGAUGCUCCGAGGGUGGCCGCGAGGGCUGGAGUCAAGUGCAGCGCUAUGGUGACGAAUGGGAUGGGGCCGUCAUUGGGGCCCCAGCGUUUCGCUGGUCGUUCCAGCAGACUCAGCAUCUCUUCUCGAAUAUCGUUGAAAAGACCCUGGACUACUACCCCCCACCCUGCGAGCUGGAGAAGAUUGUGAACGAGACUAUCGUUGCAUGCGAUCCCUUGGAUGGCAGGAAUGAUGGUGUAGUGGCCAGAACCGAUCUUUGCCUGCUGAAGUAUGAUCCAAAAGCUGUCAUUGGCAAGAAGUACUCCUGCGCCGCUUCUGCCGCCGCACCGGCCCAGAGUGGCACUGUCUCAGCCAAAGCAGUUGAGGUCGCCAAAACCAUCAUCAACGGACUGCAUGACUCUCAGGGCCGUCGUGUGUAUUUCUCCUAUCAACCCAGCAGCGCCUUUGACGAUGCUCGGACGCAGUACAACGCCACCACUGGCAAGUGGGAGCUGUCCAUCGACCAACUUGGGGGCGAACACAUUGCACUGCUAGUGAACAAGAACGGCACCACUCUGGACAGCCUGGACGGGGUUACCUAUGACACGUUGAAAGACUGGAUGAUCUCGAGCAUGCAGGAGUACUACAGCACCCUGCAGACUACCUGGCCUGAUCUAACACCUUUCCACCAGGCUGGCGGCAAGGUGAUCCACUACCAUGGCGACGCUGACUUCAGCAUUCCUACUGCUUCGUCGGUCCGCUACUGGGAGUCGGUCCGCAGCAUUAUGUACGGCAAUCUGUCGUACAAAGCUGGUGCCGAUGCUCUGAAUGAAUGGUACCGUUUGUACACCGUGCCCGGUGCCGGCCACUGCUCAACCAACAAUGCCAUGCCCAAUGGUCCAUGGCCCCAGACCAAUCUGGCUACUAUGAUCGAAUGGGUCGAAAAGGGCGUGACGCCGGUGACUCUGAAUGCGACAGUUCUUCAGGGUGAGCAUGAAGGCGAGAGCCAGCAGCUCUGCGCGUGGCCCUUGCGCCCUCUCUGGAAGAACAACGGAAAGACCAUGGACUGUGUAUAUGACCAGGCGUCCAUCGACAGCUGGCACUAUGACUUGGAUGGAGUUCCCAUGCCUGUAUAUUAG
This is a messenger RNA of Aspergillus viridinutans, 1722 nucleotides long. RefSeq names its product putative tannase. The transcript has a single exon. The coding region runs from base 1 to 1722 and encodes 573 amino acids. The record is from RefSeq and is a predicted model, not a curated record. NCBI's taxonomy places the organism in Eukaryota, Fungi, Ascomycota, Eurotiomycetes, Eurotiales, Aspergillaceae.